AUGAUAACUUUCUAUGAGAAGGAUGGUGGGAAGAUCCUCCUUGUCCUAGAAGAAGGGGAUCUUAUUGAAGCUGGCCAAUGGACAGGUAAAAGAAAUCAGCGUUUAACUGAGAUAAUACCAUAUUUUUCCAUUGAAACUUUUUCCCUUUCAAAUUCUCAUGUUUUUAAUGAUAAAGGGGGCAAAUGGUAUGUUGCAAAGCCAUCCACCGAUGAUGCGGCACUGGCGUCCAACAUCAACUAUGCCUGUGAUUAUAUUGGAUCCAAGGGAUUGAACUGCAGCCAGAUACAGCAGGAGGGAGCGUGCUUCGUCCCCGACACUCUCAUCAACCAUGCGUCCUACGCCAUGAAUGCUUACUACCAAGCCUAUGGUCGUCAACCACACCAGUCUUACUUCACCAACUCUGCUCUCAUCACAAUAUCCAAUCCCAGUAAACAGCUUGGAAACUGUCAGUAUGCAUGA
This is a messenger RNA of Hibiscus syriacus, 459 nucleotides long. Its product is annotated as major pollen allergen Ole e 10-like. The transcript is spliced from 3 exons. Bases 1 to 459 code for a protein of 152 amino acids. The record is from RefSeq and is a predicted model, not a curated record. NCBI's taxonomy places the organism in Eukaryota, Viridiplantae, Streptophyta, Magnoliopsida, Malvales, Malvaceae.